Molecule: messenger RNA, 108 nt
Organism: Linum tenue
Lineage: Eukaryota; Viridiplantae; Streptophyta; Magnoliopsida; Malpighiales; Linaceae
Source: the annotation of a GenBank genome assembly
UCCAAAAAUCCCGAAUUUCUUGAAUUCCCGAUAAGCAAAAUUAGGGUUUCGGAGUAUCCGGAAGCCGGAUUGAGCUCAAAUUUCAUAUACGAGCUUCCUGCAGCGAGG